Messenger RNA from Phodopus roborovskii (desert hamster), 1586 nucleotides. It is a transcript of the gene Ifngr2, whose product is annotated as interferon gamma receptor 2. Gene Ontology annotation, molecular function: protein binding. The record is from RefSeq and is a predicted model, not a curated record. The transcript has 7 exons. The coding region runs from base 99 to 1088 and encodes 329 amino acids. Lineage: Eukaryota; Metazoa; Chordata; Mammalia; Rodentia; Cricetidae.
CUGCGCCCGGCGGGGAAGAGGCGGGCGCUCGGCUCGCCAUGGCCGCCGCGGUCCGGCUGUGAGCGGCGUCCACCCCGCGGUCCCGGGCCGCCCGGGCCAUGCGGCCUCCGCCGCUGUGGCCGCUGUGGCUGCUGCUCGGUGGCCUCGGCGCCGCUGCGCCCCCGCUAGACUCUUUUUCCCAGCUUGCUGCGCCUCAGCGUCUAGAACUUCACCUGUACAAUGACGAGCAGACUCUAAGUUGGGAGCCGUCACCCCCCAGCAACGACACGAGACCGGUGGUCUACCAGGUGGAGUAUAAAUACUUCGAUGGUUCCUGGAAUAAGUUCAACAGGGUAAAUUGCACCGACAUCACAGUGACCAAGUGCGACUUCACAGGAGGCAGCCGCUUCAAGGGUUUCUCCGGUUUAUACAGUGUUCUCUUGAGAGUUCGAGCCAAGCAGGGGGAGCGCACCUCUGACUGGGUUACCUUGACUUGGUUUCAACGCUACUGUAAUGUUACUGUUGGACCUCCAAAAAACAUCUCAGUGACCCCAGGAAAAGGAUCGCUCAUCAUUCACUUCUCACCUCCCUUUCCUGUGACGAGGGACGCAACGUUUGAGUAUCGUGUCCAUUACUGGGAAAAAACAGGAACCCAACAGGUGAGAGGUCCUUUCAAGGAGAACUCUGUCGUGUUGAGUAAUUUGAAGCCAUUCAGCGUAUACUGUUUACAAACCGAGGCACAACUCACUGUGAGAGACAAAAACAUCUGUCGGCCUGGGCUUUCGUUAAGCAACGUAACUUGCCAUGAGACAACAGGGGAUGCCUCCAACAGGCUGCAAGUCAUCCUGAUCCCCAUGGGAACCUUUUUAUUGCUACUGGUGCUGACUGGGACCUGCUUCUUCCUGUUCCUCAGAUACCAAAGCCGGGUGAAGUACUGGUUUCAAGCUCCACCUAACAUCCCGGAACAAAUAAAGGAGUAUUUAAAGGACCCAGACCAGCCCAUCUUAGAUGCCUUGGACAAGGACACUUCCCCAAAGGAUGAUGCCUGGGACUCUGUGUCGAUCGUUUCCUCUCCAGGAAAGGAGCAGAAUGUGCUGCACAUACUGUGAGCCAGGCACCGGUCCCUGCUUGCCCAGGAGGACAAUACAGGACACUGCUGCCAUUUGUCCUGGACUCUGCAGAGACCACCAAUGCUCUAGGGACUUCCGCCUCAGGAAGGCCUUUCAGGGGGAAGAUGAUAUACUGCUUAUUCUUUAUGAGUUGUCCAGAUCAUACAAGUAUCUAAACGGAUUCCAUGAAAAAUAUCUCAGGAAAGAAAGGUUUCUCUUAAACACUAAAAAGGUACAGUCACUUACUGGCGGCAUAGCUGCCAGCUCAUAAUGCUCUCUCUCCCUUGUGAGCAGCCCUGGCUGUCCCAGCCAUUCCAGCCUGUCACAAAGAGGGGCCCUUCGUGUCCCCUUCAUGUCCAGUGUGAUGGCCUAAAUGCAACUAUCCUAGGUCCAUCCUGCACCUCACGCACAGCAGUGAUUAAUCUUGUAAAUAGUGUCAUGAUAAUUUAAGUAGUUUUUCAAAGCUAGAAAUAAAGGAUUGUAUAUUGAACUUUUUAA